This is a messenger RNA of Pelecanus crispus (Dalmatian pelican), 531 nucleotides long. NCBI's taxonomy places the organism in Eukaryota, Metazoa, Chordata, Aves, Pelecaniformes, Pelecanidae. The record is from RefSeq and is a predicted model, not a curated record.
UUCUUUUGUUCAACUACUCCUAUUCUUUUCUGUAGGAGAGUGAAAAAAAAGGAUUUAUGAAUAGACUUUAUGCCAUCCAGGAGGUGUGUGUCAGUGUCCAGAAUAUCCUUGAUGAAGUGGCUUCCUUCGGAGAAAGGAUCAAGAAUACAUUCAACUGGACUGUCCCAUUCCUGAGCUGGCUGGCGAUUGUUGCCCUCUCCAUGUUCACCAUCAUCCUGUAUUUCAUUCCACUGAGAUACAUUGUCCUUGUCUGGGGGAUUAAUAAAUUUACAAAGAAGCUUCGAAGUCCGUAUGCAAUCGAUAACAAUGAGCUACUUGACUUUCUCUCCAGAGUUCCUUCAGAUGUGCAAGUGGUGCAAUACCAUGAACUGAAACAAGAUCCCAGUCACAGCCCAAGCAAGAGGAAGAAAAACAAUCCUGGCUAGCCAGCUUCACAUGUUGAGGAGACUAGCAUCUGCUGGGGGAAGAUAAAAGAAAAAGCCUACAGCCUAAGCAGCGUUUCCUUUCUCUAAGCUUUUUAUUUAUUUUGCC